CGCGCGCGUGUGUGUGUGUGUGUCCGGGUCCGGGAGGCUGGUCUCUGACGCGGCAGCAUGAGAUUACAGAGUCAGGUCAAGAGAGUAUCUUUGUCCGUCUGCUGGCAGGCGAGGGAUCAUUGUUUAUUAGCGUCAGCGUUUUAUCGCCACGCGCUGACAUGCGCGUGCUCUUUUUAGCCCCAAACAGUCCCAAAACAGGGAACCGUACCACUGCCGAAAGAAUAAGGAAUCAUAUCGUGGCUGCAGGACACACUUGUGUACUGUGUGAUACGAGAGAGUUGGGCUCAGCCUCUGAUGUAUCGUCCCUGAUGACGCAAGAGCCGCGGUUCGAAGCUGCUCUGGCCAUUCAUCUUUUCAAAGGAGGCAGGCUUCUUUUAGAUGCUGGAGUGCCGUUCGGGGUGGUGUUUGGAGGGACGGACGUCAACGAGGACGUCAAAGAUGAGCACAAGCGAGCUGUCAUGAAGGAAGUCCUGCGCAAGGCCAGGUUUGCUGUGGCGUUCACCGAUAAACUGAAAGAACGUGCCGAGGAGCUCUUGGUAUGUGAGAGCAAGAAGAUCUAUGUACAGCCUCAAGGGAUUGAGACCAGAGUGGCGUCACAUUUCAGCUGGAGUGACUUUUUACACAACACAGGUGUGCAUACCAAGCAAGUAGAAAAUCUGCGUGUGUUUCUGCUGGUAUGUGGACUCAGACGAGUUAAGGAUCCUCUGUAUCUGCUAGAAGCUUUUGCAGAAUGGCACAGACAGAACCCCCUAGUGGUCCUUAUCAUCAUUGGUCCAAAGAUAGAUCCAGUGUUUACAGCUGAGGUUGAGGAGAGUGUCAAGAGAGGUGUUGGAGUGUAUCUGGCGGCUGAUUUGAGUCAGGAGGAGCUGCAUGCUGUCAUGCAGAAAUCAUUUGCCCUGGUCAACUCGUCUCUCUCCGAGGGAAUGUCCGCUGCCAUCCUAGAGGCGAUGGAUUUAGGUUUGCCUGUUUUAGCGAGGGAUGUUCCUGGAAAUGCUGCCAUAGUCGAGCAUGAGGUCACAGGACUGCUGUACUCGAGCCCUCAGGAAUUUGUACGCUUGUCCAGAAAGCUGCUGGAUGACCAUGAGCUCCAGCAAAGACUGGUGAGGAACGCAAAGAAUUACAUUAUAACAUGCCACAACCCAAUGAAGGAGAGAAUAACCUAUCAGAAAGCGGUGGAGACUCUUCACUGACAGUACGAUGAGAUCCUCAUUUCUCUCAGGUCUUUAAGAACUUGAAAAAAAGUUGAGGGCUUUGUGCUCUUUCUAGAGCUUUUAAAACUGAACUGCAUAUUUCGGUUGGAUACGCAAGCCUCUCCCACGACUGCCAAGAUAAUGGUGGCCAUUUGUCACUAAAGUAGGAUAAACAGUAAAGAUAUUUUUAUAGGAUGUUGACUUCUUAAGUUUCACCAGGUAUGAAAGGGACACACAUUUUGCUAUACAUUUACUAAGUACUUCAAUGACUAUUUAUCAGGUCUUAACAAGGAUGUGCUGUGUGCUGCAUGUUUGCAAGUGUUCGUGUUGUGCUUUCGUUGUGUCGUGGUGUUUGAUUGACGAUUGGGUAUAGAAGAGCCAGUGUUACCACCGUUGGUUGUGAGUUUUCUGAGUUAACAUUAUAAUGCAAGCUAGAAAGGUUUCUGCUCUUAGGAGGAUUUCAGCUUGAACUGAACAGACAGCUUGUGUUUGUGUGCAUGUGUGAUACGACGUGGCAGGCAAGAUAUAUACGAUAAAGUAAAAAAGGCUGAAAUGCACCGUACUGAUUUUUCAAAACAAACGUAAGACAUGGGGUGCAGGAAUGCCAGUUUGAGAGGUGCUACAUUUGGCUUGUUUGUUUAAUAAUAGUCAAAAUUGGAGCUUAAAAGUGUUUCAACCGUAGCAAGGCCAAAAUUUUCAGGCUUAAUAAACUCAUAAGCCGAUUCAGCUUCCAAGCUGUUUUUUCCCUAAAGUCCAGAAGGAGAACAGUUAUGUUCUCUGUACGAUAAAUGAAACAAAAUAUUGUUUUUAAGGAAACAUUUUAUUCUUCUGAGGAUUUUUAAUUUAUUCAUGAAAGUUACUGUUCAGGGAUUAAGGUUUGUAUUUAGAGAUUUUGCUAAACAUAUUAUAAAAUAUUUAUUCUGUUUGUAAUUAAGACUGUAUGUCUCAUUUCAGACCAUGACUUUGCAUAAUUGUAUCUACUUUUCUUUGAAUUUCAAUAAAAUAUAGUGUUUGCCUGACGAAGGUCUUUGGCCGAAAUGUUGCUACUUUUAAAAAAAAAUGUGAAUAAAGGGAAUAUAACGGUG
Molecule: messenger RNA, 2275 nt
Organism: Puntigrus tetrazona (Sumatra barb)
Lineage: Eukaryota; Metazoa; Chordata; Actinopteri; Cypriniformes; Cyprinidae
Gene: glt1d1
Product: glycosyltransferase 1 domain containing 1
Exons: 12
Coding region: 159-1190 (343 amino acids)
Molecular function (GO): glycosyltransferase activity
Source: RefSeq, a predicted model, not a curated record